Molecule: messenger RNA, 1841 nt
Organism: Hemicordylus capensis (graceful crag lizard)
Lineage: Eukaryota; Metazoa; Chordata; Lepidosauria; Squamata; Cordylidae
Product: methylsterol monooxygenase 1
Exons: 7
Coding region: 234-1130 (298 amino acids)
Biological process (GO): sterol biosynthetic process
Molecular function (GO): iron ion binding; C-4 methylsterol oxidase activity
Source: RefSeq, a predicted model, not a curated record
CUUACUGUGGUGUGUUCUCGAUGCCUUGUUGUAGGUAAAGGUAUUGAGGGAAAGUGCCGGUGCUGGCUGAGGGUACCUGAAAGAGCACCUAUGCCUGUAAAAACCUGUCUGGGCAUUGAGAUCAGCCUUAAGAAUCUGCAGGUGUGCCAUUCUCACAGGCUUGUUUGGCAAUGAUCAGCAACAGAUAUAUAGAAUCCUUUGGAGAAGCUAUACGUGUGAUGUUCCAGAGCUGAAUGAUGGCAACCAACGACAGUACUGGCAUAUUGAAUUCUGCUUACUCAGCAGUAGAAUAUGUAGACUCUUUCUUGCCUGAGAAUCCACUACAGCAGCCAUUUAAAAAUGCUUGGAUCUAUAUGCUCAAUAACUACACUAAGUUCCAGAUUGCAACUUGGGGAUCGCUUCUCAUUCAUGAACUUUCAUAUUUUUUAAUUUGUGUGCCUGGAUUUGUAUUUCAGUUUAUACCUUACAUGAAAAAAUACAAAAUACAAAAGGAAAAGCCAGAAACAUGGGAAAGCCAAUGGAAGUGUUUCAGAACUCUUAUGUUCAAUCACUUCUGUAUUCAACUGCCUCUGAUAUGUGGAACCUACUAUUUCACAGAAUAUUUUAACAUUGCUUAUGACUGGGAAAGCAUGCCACGAUGGUAUGUGCUACUUGCCCAGUGUUUUGGAUGUGCUGUGAUCGAGGAUGCCUGGCAUUAUUUUCUGCAUAGACUCCUACAUCACAAGAGAAUAUAUAAAUAUAUCCACAAAGUGCAUCAUGAGUUUGUUGCUCCAUUUGGGAUGCAAGCAGAAUAUGCACAUCCUUUAGAAACUCUAAUCCUCGGAGCUGGAUUUUUCAUUGGAAUAAUUGUCUUUUGUAAUCAUGUGAUGCUUAUGUGGGCAUGGGUCAUUUGUCGCUUGAUGGAGACCAUUGAUGUCCACAGUGGCUAUGAUAUUCCUCUGAAUCCUUUGCAUUUGGUGCCUUUUUAUGCUGGGACUCGCUUUCAUGACUUUCACCAUAUGAACUUUAUUGGCAAUUACGCUUCAACCUUCACAUGGUGGGAUAAACUCUUUGGUACAGACUCUCAAUUCAAUUCUUAUACCGAAAAAGUGAAGAAACAGCAACAUAUUGUGGAAAAGAAGACCAAAUAAAUUUCCUAUUAGAAAGGGAAAUGGGAGCACCCAGUAGAUGGAAAUGGCUGCCAUGUGCUUUUGGCUAAAACUGGAAGAUUUAACACAUGUUGCAACCGUAAAGCAAAAUUUUGCCUUUUUUCAGAAGCCUGAGAGCAAGCCUACUGAGUCUUGGCUAUGUAAUAGGAAACAGCAUUAAUUAUAUCUUCCUAAUGGGAAUGCGUUUUCUAUUUUAUACAUAAGUAAAGCAUAUAUAUUUAAGUAAAGAUUAAAAAUGAAAGUCUUAAAUUUUGAAGUUUGUUUAAAAAAACAUCUAUUAGUCGGACAGAACAGCAUUUUGGGCUAUAAAUGUUUGAACUCAUUUUGAAAUUUGUGAAGUGCAGUCAUGAAACUGGCUUUGCCAGUUUUCUACUUUGUAAUUUAUGGUUUAGAACUUCCUUGGGAGCAAAAAUACUGAAGAGCAAAUAAUUUGCACAUGUUCAUAGUUCAUUCCAAAACUUUUCCCAGACUGGGGUAAUUUCUUAGAUAUGAGACAAAUGAUUUUAGAGAAGCUUUUUUUUCUUUUUAAUCUGCUGGGAAGAGUCUUUUGGUAGUGUAUGUAAUGUUACACAUAACUGUUAGCAAACUACUGAAUUGCUAUAUUUUGUGACUGGAAAAAACGUAGAGUUGAUUUGAAACCCCCCCCGCCCCCAAUGUUUGCUGUGCAACAAAUAAACCCAUAUUGAUAUUCAA